Molecule: messenger RNA, 1250 nt
Organism: Paramormyrops kingsleyae
Lineage: Eukaryota; Metazoa; Chordata; Actinopteri; Osteoglossiformes; Mormyridae
Source: RefSeq, a predicted model, not a curated record
UGUUUCCGGGUCCAAAGUCACAAAGGCGCUCUUGUUUAAUAUGCCGCAGUGCUGUGUCCCGUGCUGUUUAAACAGAUCAGAAUUAAAAAAAACAUGUCAGUUGUCAUUUUACCGCUUUCCCUGUGACGAGAAAGAGAAGAGGAGAUGGCUGCGACUUAUAAGGCGUGAGAACUUCACUCCAAACUGCAACUCUAGAGUGUGCAGUUGGCAUUUCCCGGAUGGCAAAGCUGCUGGGCCAACGCGAUUUGCAUGGAAUGAACAGAAGAAUUUCAAAGUCCCUGACCAGUUCAGGCAUAUGCGUAAAAAGAAACCAAUGGUUCCUGCAGGUGGUGAGGAUGCAGGAACAGAUCAAGGACAGACCCCCGGCACUUCAAAAACUCUUACAGUUCUUGAAAUAGAGAAUGACAUGCUUCGAGAAGAGAAUGAGAGACUAAAAAAACUAUUGGAAAAACAGAAGCAAACUUUUUCCUUCAGUCAAAUUUCCUCUGAUUCUGACAAAGUACAGUAUUUCAUUGGAUUGCCCGAUGCUGCCACUGUCCUGUUUUUGGAAGCACUUCUUACCAAAUUUGAGCUACAGUAUCAUUCUGAUUGGACUGUCCAAAGUAUUCUUCUAGUUGAUCAAUUGCUCCUUGCUUUAAUGAAGCUGAAACUUAAUUGUGGCCACGUAGACCUUGCAACAAGGUUUAAUUGCAGCACUGCAACUGUCACCAACAUCUUCACCACCAUCGUUUCUGCGCUGUAUGACAUUUUGUAUGUCGGUAUGUUUUAGAACAACAUCCCCUCCACUGCCAAGAAUCAAACAUCACUGCCAGACUGCUUCAAGCCUUUUCCCAACUGUAGGAUAGUGCUUGACUGCACUGAGGUUGCAGUCUCAAACACAGAAAGGCUUGACACACAAAGUCAUUUGUACAGUCAGUACAAAGGACGGACAACACUGAAGGCUUUAAUUGGUGUUGCUCCAAAUGGAGUGAUUACCUUUGCCAGUAACCUGUAUGGUGGGAGUGCCUCAGACAAGGCAAUAACAGCUGACUGUGGAAUUCUCCAACAUCUACAGCCAGGUGAUAUGGUUGUGGCAGACAAGGGCUUUACGAUUCGUGACAUUUUGCCAGAAGGAGUGUCACUGAACAUCCCGUCUUGUCAAUGGACAGUUCACACAAGAGGAAGUGAACAACAACAGACUCAUCUCACGUGCGAGGAUACAUGUGGAACGUUCCAUUCAGAGACUCAAGCUGUAUUCUAUUUUGGACCAC